This is a messenger RNA of Drechmeria coniospora, 2190 nucleotides long. Its product is annotated as topoisomerase family protein TRF4. The record is from RefSeq and is a predicted model, not a curated record. Gene Ontology annotation, biological process: RNA 3'-end processing. Gene Ontology annotation, molecular function: poly(A) RNA polymerase activity; mRNA binding. Lineage: Eukaryota; Fungi; Ascomycota; Sordariomycetes; Hypocreales; Ophiocordycipitaceae. Gene Ontology annotation, cellular component: TRAMP complex; nucleolus. Bases 1 to 2190 code for a protein of 729 amino acids. The transcript has 3 exons.
AUGUCGCGUCACGACCCGCCACCCUGGCGCGGCGACGAGAGAGACCGGGGCGGCGGCGACAACUACCGGCCGCGUCCUCGCAGAGAUCGAGAGCCUUCGCCGCGGGCCGACUCGUGGCGACGCUCGGAUCGAAGCCUGCACCAGAAGCGAGGCUACGAUUCGUACCGGUCGUCGGCCCCCGGCUCGUACCGCGCCGGCGACUCGCACGAACCCUACCGCUUCACGCCCGUCGCCGGACCGCCCUCUGGCAGGCCCGGCCCGCGCAGGGAUCACCGUGGGCCGCCGCGCAAGCCUGGCCGCCCGUACUGGAGGCCGCCGCACCCGUCGGAGCGCGCCCUCGUCUCGGCCGACAUGCUGCUCCUCCCCGCCGAGCGCGUCCACGAUCCGCUGGCGGCCGACAAGUUUCGCCGCCUCGACGACCUGUCCGACAGCGACGAGGUGGCCAUGGAGAUUUCCUCGCAGGAGUCGCAGUCCGACGCCGAAGGUCGAGCGCGGAAGCGUGCACGCACGGACCGGGAGGAGCAGGCCGAAGGGGACGCGAGCGCCGCGCCCAGGUGGUCCAACCCAGACCCCUACACGGCACUUCCCUGCCCCGACGAGUCGACGCGCAAGAAGCGCGACAUGGUCAAGCUCAUCCGCAAGGCGCGCGUCGAAGACGUCGCCUCGAGCAAGGCCGCCGCCGCGCCGCCCAAGGCCGAGGACUACAUCGCCAUCGACCUGUCGAGCGAAGGGGAGGGCGACGACGAACGACGCCCCUCGACGGAGCCCGCCUCUCGUCUGGCCACCGCCUCGCAGUCGGAGCGUCAUCGGCCGGCCGCCGGCAACGGCUACGAAUCGGCGCCGGUGCGCGACGGUCCGCUCGGUUCACGCAAGCGCACGGCACAUGACGAGAUUAAGCCUCCCGACUACGGCCAGCUGAAGCGUGCCAGCAUGAAGCCGUCCAAGGGUUUGCUCGUGCCGAGCUGGGCUCCCAAGGAAGGCGAGGAGCCUUGCCCGUGGGCGACGGUGGAUCAUACGGAAGACCUUCACAUGACCAUUCGGUGCGUCGUCUCCCCCCUCUCCCCCUUCCCGGCCACGCUCGCCGCCCUUUGCCUGUCCGUCGGCCCAUCCGUCCAUCCGUCGGCCCUGCCGCUUGUCCUUGCGCCAGCCUGGCUAACGUCUCCCGCCAACGGCAACAGGCUGCACAAGGAGAUUGUCGACUUUUACGAGUACGUGCGGCCGAGAGAGUUUGAGCAACGCAUCCGUGCCGAGCUCGUCGACAACAUCCGGAGAGCGAUGCAGCGCGACGGACGCACCUUUACCUCGUUCGAGAUCCUUCCCUUUGGCUCCUACAUGUCGGAGCUCUACCUCCCCACCUCGGACAUGGAUCUCGUCGUCUGCUCGGCGGCGUACCUGAGGAACAACUGGCACAAGACGAGCAACAUCAAGAGCCUGCUGUACAAGUUUCGCAACGUCAUCACGACGCAGGGCAUCGCGAACCGCGAAUCGAUCGAGGUCAUCGCCCACGCCCGCAUCCCCCUGGUCAAGUUUGUCGACAAGCGCACCGGCUUGAAGGUCGACGUCUCCUUCGAGAACAUUGGCGGCGUCCACGCCGUCGACACCUUCCUCGCCUGGAAGAAGGACUAUCCGGCCAUGCCCAUCCUCGUCACCGUCAUCAAGCACUUUCUCCUCAUGCGCGGCCUCAACGAGCCCGUCAACGGCGGCAUCGGCGGCUUCUCCGUCAUCUGCCUCGUCGUCAGCAUGCUGCAGAUGCGGCCCGACGUGCAGAGCCGCAGCAUGAAGGCCGAGCACCACCUCGGCGAGCUCCUCCUGCACUUUUUCGAUCUCUACGGUCGUUACUUCAACUACGAAUCCAACGCCAUCUCGCUCGCACGACCCGUCGGCUACGUCCGCAAGAGCGCCGUGAGGUCCUUUACCUACAAGAACCGCGACCGCUUGUCCAUCAUCGACCCAAACGACGCCGGAAACGACAUCUCGGGUGGCUCCUCGAACACGCCGAGCAUCGUGGCCCGCUUUCACGACGCAUUCCUCACCCUGUCGGAGAGAAUGAGGUACCUGGCCAAGCACCCCGGUCAGGACGUCGGCAGCAUCCUCGAGGUCAUCCUGAAGGGUGACUACUCGUCCUUUCGCCUGCAGCGAGCCUACCUCAAGCACGUGCACGAGGAGUCCAUCGGACCUUGCUCGGACUGA